Molecule: messenger RNA, 1353 nt
Organism: Penicillium atrosanguineum
Lineage: Eukaryota; Fungi; Ascomycota; Eurotiomycetes; Eurotiales; Aspergillaceae
Product: cytochrome P450
Exons: 6
Molecular function (GO): oxidoreductase activity, acting on paired donors, with incorporation or reduction of molecular oxygen; iron ion binding; heme binding
Source: RefSeq, a predicted model, not a curated record
GUCAAAGUUCCCGUCAUCGGAGGGGAAGGAAUGUUUGAAUCUUGGAGGGCCGCCCGUCGUUGGGGUAGCUGUGCCCCCAGGUUGCUUCAAGAAGGAUAUGAGCUGCAUAAAGACUUUGCAUUUCAAGUGGCUACACCAAACGGCUGGGAAAUCUGCAUCUGUAACGAUGCGAUGAUCAGGGACUACCUCAAUGCUCCGGAUGAGUACCUGUCCUCCACGGCUCCAAUUCAAGGCUUCUUCCAGUCCAGAUUUACGGCACCCGGCUUAUUUCAUAAAAUACCGAGCUCAAUGAUGAGCAAAGCUCUCACCUGGUCUCGAACACGCACCAGAUCGACAGAUCAAUAUUUUCCGAGCUUUAUUGAUGAACUCGAGUAUUCGUUCGAACAGGAAGUGACAGAUCACAUGAAGGUUGAUGGCUGGAAUGAAUUCGACUGUUACACAAUCGCCAGACGUCUUAUAAUGGGACUUGUUGCAAAAUUACUGAUAGGGGAUGGAUGUCGAAAUCCAGCAAACAUCGAUCUUUUCUGUGAUUAUACGGCGGAAAUUAUAACCGGGGGACCAUAUAUCAGGAGCUUUCCGGAAUUUCUGAGGCCACGGAAAAUAAAGUCAAAAGAGAUGGAAAAAGAAGGACGACAGCCUGAAGACUUAACAGAUUGGUUCUGGCGAUGGUCUCAACGGAACUCAAACAAUGGUCUUAAUGAGUUGGACAUUGCCCAGCUACUUGCUGCGAAUACUUUUGGAGCUAGCUUUAACACCACCGUGGUCCUUAUGCAAUGCCUCUGCGAGCUUGCCACCAGGCCAGAAUACGUCAAUCUCAUCCGGCAAGAGGUCAUCUCGACUAUUAAAAUUCACAAAAAUACUUGGACGAAAGAAGCGGUCGAGUCAAUGAAGAAACUUGACAGUUUUAUUAAGGAAUCCCAUCGAUACAACUGCUUUGAUCUCGCCGGGACCCCCCGAGUUGUAAAAAAGGAUUUCCAAUUCAAAAACGGUCUUCGGAUUCCGAAGGGGACAGUUCUCUUUACACCAAAUGCGGCCAUGUUAUUCGAUGAAAAAUAUGUCAAGAGUCCUUUUGAAUUCAACGGUUUUCGAUUCUAUGAACUCGCCGAGGGUUCUGAAACACCCGAAUUGUUCAAAUAUACUUCUACAAAUCCUCACUACCUUCAGUUUGGAGAUGGAAAACAUGCUUGCCCGGGUCGCUUUUUUGCAGCUGAUGAACUUCGACUAAUUCUCGCGUAUCUGCUGUUUCAUUUUGAGAUCAAGAUGCAGGGAAGCUUGCCGGAAAACUUCAAGAUUAAGAGACACAAUUUGCCGCAUUUGGGGGUGAAAAUACUUCUAAAGAAAAUUGGAAGGUAG